Messenger RNA from Populus trichocarpa (black cottonwood), 1537 nucleotides. RefSeq lists its product as uncharacterized. The record is from RefSeq and is a predicted model, not a curated record. The transcript has 2 exons. NCBI's taxonomy places the organism in Eukaryota, Viridiplantae, Streptophyta, Magnoliopsida, Malpighiales, Salicaceae. The coding region runs from base 413 to 913 and encodes 166 amino acids.
CGAGCAGUCCUCGACAAAACGCAGAAAAAGACAAGAAACACCACCUCAAGAAGUCAGAUUUCAUAACAAAAGUCAAGACUUUAGAUAUGUCUUUGAAUGCGACAUCGUCACACGUGGUAUAAGCAAACACUUUUAAGUGAAAAGAUCUCAGUUUCACACAAAAAAAAGUUCUCGUUUCUGGGUUUUGUUUCAUUUUCUCGGUUGAGGUCAGAUUCUUGAUUUUUGUUGUCAUCUUCGAAUUUGGCUUGGCUAAAAAAAUAUUAGUGUCACUGGCUUGCUUUUGAUCUAGGGUGUCAAUUGCGAACAGGCUAUUGAACUUUUUUGGCUGAAAUUAUCUCAAGAAGCUCUGAAGGUUAAUAACUAUAAUACUAGAAGAUCGAACUCACACUUCUGAUUGAACGGAUAUAGAAACAUGGUUCAGAAACUAGAAGCUAUCAAAGGGGGUGGAGGAUCUAUCAGGGUGGGUACCACUGGAACCAUUGGUGAUCUGAUGACAAGGGAGAUGGAAUCAAUAAAACCAUCCCCACAAGCAUCAGCAUCUGGUCAAGGUAAGCCUAGAACUUUUCCUGUUUCGAUGCCCUGUAGUGCUACUACUCCUAGAAAACUACAAGCAAGAAAAUCAUUAGAUGAAGCAAGCAGCAGUGGCUGUCGCAGCGGCAUUGGUCAUAGAAGCCCUGAAACUACUCGGAAAGUGAAAAGCUUCAAUAAAAGCACCCAUCGAAUGCCAAUGCUUGGCUCUGAUAAUAGUACUUUGGAUAGAACUCCUAGUAGGGAGAAAUCUGACAAGAAAGCAACUCAUAUUGUGGAAAUUGUGGACAUAAAAUGUGGUAACCCAGAUAGAGCAUGGGCUAACCCUAUAACAAAUAAACUGAAGAAGCUUGGUUUCUCAAAGCUAUCUGAGAGCAUUGACUAAGCUUGCAACUUCUUGACAUCAGAUUUCAGGUUUCUAUAACUGAAUCUUGAAAUCGCAUUUGGCCGACUGCUAUCAGACACUUCGACCAUAGAACAAAUUCUCGGUAGACGCCUGCUGCCUCCUUUCAUUUUCUUUUUCGGGGUUGUUAUUACAGAUCCAAGAGUGGUUUUGAAUUGAUUACUAGUUGAAGCCAGGGAAGUAACAUGAGGCUGGGGCUUCUUUGAGCUUUCUCGGCAGCUUAUUUCAAGCUGGCUGAAGUACUUGAUUUCUUGCAUUACGAGGGACCCAACAGUGCCUCUAGUGCCUAUUUGUACUGGGUUUUGUGCAGCCAUGUCUUCGGAGACUCUUGUGGGAAUGAUGCUGGAUUUAUGCAUGUUGUGUUUGUUCAGUUGAAGGAGGCUUGCAGAUGAAGAGAGUUGGUUGAUGGUCUCUGUCUUGGUGGGCAAAUUGCUUUGAGACCGUGCCAUCUAGUGAUUGCCCUUAUACUCGGUGUUAUCACUUGAAUUCUUCUUUAUCUGAAGUGAACAGCAUUACAUUUUAUAGAUUAGAUGGUGACAUUGUCAUUGUAUUCAUGUGCUUGCAGUUAAAACAUUUAAUUUGCUAACCACUGUACUUUUUUUUUUA